Symbiodinium necroappetens is the source of this 1677-nucleotide messenger RNA. Lineage: Eukaryota; Dinophyceae; Suessiales; Symbiodiniaceae. The record is from the annotation of a GenBank genome assembly.
AUGGCGGCGUGCCGGUCCUAUGCGGGCGGAGACGGUCGGGCACCGCUGUUUGUGUUCUACGAGACGCUGCCGAAUGGCUCGCACCCGGUAGCUGCCCCAUCCUUGGAUCCAGCUUCGGGUCUUUGCUUCUAUCCGCAGCUGAGCUGUGCUCAAGAGUCGUGCUGCCUAGCAGACCGGUGGGUGCAUGACACCGAGUUUGCCUCCACCAGCUAUGUGAACUAUAGCUCCAUGGCGGUGUACAUCCUCUUCACGAUUUGGCUCCAACGCUGGGUGCGAACCGUGCGCCCUGGGUCAGAGGCCGGGGACACAGUGCCGGUCCCCCGACCUCCGAGCGGUGUCCCAGAGCAUGUGAACCUGCUGGGCGUCUACUUGGGUGUGAUCGCCUCGACUGUGGUUGGCAUCGCCAUGGCCCAGAGCACUCAGCUGGCCCUACCCGUGCCGGAAAGGAACUCCAUGCUGGCAGCUACCGCCUUUCUGACUCCGAUGAAGGACAUCUUCCAGUUUCUUGAGGACACCACCAUGGUGAAGAUAACCCAUGCCAUGGGUGUCGGUGACUUCUCCGCUGUGAGGUCUAUAUUCCUGCUUGGUGUGUUUGGUGGGCUCGCCUGCGGUGUCGUGGGCGCAAGUUUAAUGACACUGCUGGCGUAUUGGCCCACGGCCAUCGAAGUGCUUCUUGCCCCCGGUUCAGCCCAGGCACAGCUGGAGAAUCCGGGUUGCGACCUCCUGCCCUCUGCGACCGAGGUCGAGAAUGUGAAUGCUGAUGUGGCGGCCAGUCCCGGGCAGACCUCAUGCCUCAUACAGCAGCGUGCUGAUACCGGCAAAGCCGUGAUUGAGCCGAAGGAGUCGCCUUUCUCUCCUGCACAGUGGCAAUGCAUUUCGCAGUAUGGUGCAAGCGUAGAUGCCGAUCUUCCUGGUUUCGCCCGGCGUCUCGAGCAAAGACGUUUUGGAGGCACCGGCAAGGCCAGCGCGGAUGGCUCGGUCAUCUUGGGGGCUGGCUUUGGCACCACAGCGACGCGAUCUCUGGCAGCUUUUGCUCGCCAGCUGGGACUCGCUGUGCACCACUGCAAGCAGGGGAAAAGAGAAGACAUACCAGAGUUCUGGAUGCGGCUAUUGAACAUCACGAGUAUGCAGCACCCGAACGGCCUGGAUGGUUGCUAUUCCACCGUAGAUGCCAUGAACUUUUCCGAGGCCUUUGACCAGGGCAACGACCUGCUUUUGGACACCCCGAUGGCGGAGCACUUUCUUGACUUCUAUGCCGUGUCACCACAGUCCAAGGUCAUCCUUACCAACCGCAAUGCAGUGGAUUGGGUGAAGGCCCGGCUGCAGUGGGACGAGACCAUGGCCGCCCCGCUCCACAGCCCCUGCGGCAUGAAACUCGCCCCAAUGACUCCGGAGACGGCGGCGCGUCUCUACGAGGCGCACAAUCGCCUCGUCCGCUGCAUCGUUCCAGCAGAGAAGCUCACGGAGAUCAACGUUUUCGAUGGUUCACCGCUUGAUGUUCCGGCAUUGUCAGAUUUCCUCGGCAAGGGGCGACCGGAGUUUCCGCCGCUCUUCCCACGCGUGAGCGAUCAGCGCUGGGGUGACGAGGCCAAGCAGGACUUUGCCAUUUGUAUCACAGGGCAAAUACGCCGGCUGGAGCUCAAGACGAAGGUCGAACGUCUCGUCCGGCCUCUCAUG